CCAUCAUUAUCUCAAGCACCUCUUAAUCACCUCUCAACCACCUUAUAAUCAUCCUGUAUCUGUCUUAUAAUCAUCUUGUAUCUGUCUUGUCUUCCUCUGCUGUCUCUCCCACAUUUCUGUUCUUCACCUAAAUCUGGAACCACUCCCCAUGCCAUCAACCACUGCUCGUAAUGGACAUCGACCUAUCGCUAAACAACAACUCAUCUUUCUUUUGUAAAGACUUGUUGGUAAAUGCCUUUUCGCCCAACAUAUCUGUCAUAGCUUCCUCAAAUGCUGACCAACUCUCAACAGAAAAGGGCUUCAAUUCCUUCUACCAUCUAAUAAGGCCCUUUGGUUACAACCUCAAAAGCAAUUACACCAUCAGAAACAACGACUCCAUCUCUCAGAAUUACAGUUCCUUUUCCAUCAGAUUUUCAAGGCCUAUUAUCGACUCUCUAAAUUUACAGCAGGAUUUGUUCAUACCUUCGAUAACUGCCUCUAACACUAAAAACGACUAUACUAAUUACAAUUACAACUCCUCAAAUACAAAUGAUACCACUCUAAAUCCGUUUAAUCACGAACUAUUCGACUAUGAAUCCCUAAGCGAAAUCAUGAUCAAUUAUGUUAAUAAUAUAAAUAAAAAAUUCAUUCACAACAAUAAUUCGCACUUGAACUUGAAAGAUGACAUCUCUACUAUCAAUACUAUAAAACACUCAAUCUACUCAAAUUUUUUUUCAAAAUUAAUAUCAAAUCACCUAAUUCUUCCAUUUGAGACUUUUAACCACUCAAUUAUUCAUCUAGUAGUUGUUUCUUCAAACGAUGAUCUAACAUCAAUUAACAACUUAUUAUUGAAAAACUUCCUAUCAAAAAAAGUAAACAAUUUAUUCGCCACCACUACGACAACAGCUAAUAAUCUAUCUUCUCCAACUCUAGCAAGACCUCCAAUUUCAUCGAAUUUCAAAAACUUGGACUUGAAUAUCCAAAAAUCUUCUUCAACAUCAAACCUAGCAGCAACAAAUGAUUCAGAAAACAUUAUACCAAAUUACCUAAAUUUAAAUGACGACGACUCUCUAGUUUGUUUCCUAAUUAUCUCCAAUUCAAAUGAAAAAGAUGAUCUCACUAAAUCUCAAGAUUUGUUAAAAAAUCUAAAAUCAGCAUAUAAUUAUCCAUGUUUAUUAUUAAAAUUAAAUGAACAGAAUGAUUUGUCUAAUUUAAAUUAUUCCCCUAAUAUCACUCAAAAUGAUUUAUCCUCAUUAUCAAAGCCAAAAUUGUAUUGCUCAAUUAAUGAAGAAUUGCAGACUUUGCAAUUAGAAAAAUUUUCAAAAAGACAAAGUUCAAAUAGUAUCAAUAAUAAUGAUAAUGAUAAUAAUCAAAAUCAAAAUCAAAAUCAAAAUCAAAAUAAUGAAAUUGAUAAUUCAAAUGAAAAUGGAAAUUUAAAUUCUAAAGAUAUCUCUUCAAUCAAAUCGACCCUUGUAGAAUUGAUCAAACUAACUUUAAUCCCAUUUAUGGAAAAAAAAAUAUCAAGUUGGGAUGAUCAAUAUGUGGCCCCAAAAAAAUCCUUUACAAAUAGAUUUUUCAAUGUGUUUUCUUCGUCUUCAGGCUUAAAGCCUUUAAAGACUUCUUUUUUUGGCUUUGGUACUAAUGCAAAUAAAUCAACUUCUUCAUUGUCUGAUCAUUUAAGUCCACCCAAUUCUUCUUUGAAUAACUUCAACAACAACUUAAAUUUAGAUUACAAUUUCACAAAGGGUUAUUAUAAUUACUACUCUCAUAUCGCUAAAAUUAGAAAACUAGCUGACUGGUCUUUCAUGUUAAGAAAUUACAAACAUUCUUAUCAAACCUAUGAACUAUUAAAAAAAGAUUUUCAAAGCGAUAAAGCUUGGUCUUACUUAGCUUCUUCUCAGGAAAUGUUGAUUAUAUCUUUAUUAUUAGACGUUAUAAACUCUACAACUUCUUAUAAAUUGUCAACAACAAACCCUGUGCCUCGUUCUUCACUAAGUUCUCCAAAGAGCUCAAAUUCUUCUCAUUCUUCGUACAAUUCUCCAUCUGCUACCGUCAAGUUGAAACAAACUUUAAUUGAUUCAAUUAUAGAUGCUUCUACUUAUUCAUAUGUUUCUAGGUGCAAUCUAAAAUCCUUUCCCGUUAGAUUUUUAGUUGUCAUUUCAGAAUUAUUUAAUUGUUUGAAAAUUAAUAAUUAUUCAAACUUAACUCCUGGUUUUAAUCCAACAAAUAAUAACAAUUUAAUUAUAAAUUCCAUUUAUUCAAUAAAGUAUUUAAAUAAAGUUCUAGAUUCAAAUUUGAUUAAUUUUAAAAGAAAUUUCAAUACUAAUGGUUAUAAUAAUAAUCAUAUUAUUAGAGCAAUAAUCUUUGAAAGAAUUUGUUACAACUACUCUAUUUACUUUUUGAACCACGUCAAGUAUGAUAAAAUUCUUAAAAAAAAUUAUUUGCAAAAUAAAGAAUACAUUAGUAACAAUUUGAAUAUACCCUUUGAUACUCUACCUUUAAACGAGUCGGAAUUGGGUGAUCGUUAUGAAAAAAGACCGAUAAUAACCAUAGAUGUCGCUAAGAGUAUUGAUAACACUGAUAAGACUAAUGAAACCAAAGAAGAUGAUAAGAAAUUAAUCUUAAACCCAUACAAACUUGAGAAAAAAAAUUUAGAAUUUAUCGGAUUGACUCGAUUUAGGAAAUUUGCUUUUUUAUUAUUAUUAGCAACAAAGGAGUGGGAACACAUUGGUAACUAUCCUCAGAUGAGAUUGAACUUGAAUAUGUUGUUAAGUACAGUUUAUAAUGUAGAUGUGAAUAUCGAUAUUGAUAACAUAAAGGUUAAUAGAUUUUUAUUCAGAGAUAAUGGGUUGUUUAAAAAAUUGCUUCAGAGAUGCGAAAAAAUAGAAAAUCAAUAGUAUAAUAUAUAAUAGAUACCAUUUGUGGAAAGCCUAUCAGAAAUACAAAUUCUAUUUUAUCAAUCUUUAGAUUUUUCUUAGUUUUUUUAACCAAUUUUUAAAUUUUAAUUGACUCUAUAAUAAUCAAAUUCUUCUAAUUGUUUUGAGAAAUUAAUAUAUCUUUAAUUAGAGUCGGACCAAAUUAGUAAAAAUAUUAUACUUCUUUUGAUCUUGUAUCAUGAAAUUUGAAAACAAUCAUAUACAAAGAGUUGAAAGAUUACUUAACCAAUUGAAUAAAGUUAGUCGAUGAUCAAGACAAUAUUACGAGAUACUUCAUUUUUUUGGUCCUAUUAUUAGAACUGGAGGUUAGUGAUGAGCUUAAAUUGUAUGCAAAAAAAAAAAGGAAACAGACAAAAAUAGCACAUGCAGUAAGCUUUUAGCUUUGACAUUGGCUCUUAGUAUAUUUCUAUUCUUCUUUCACAAACUCCGCUCAAACGCUCGAUCCCAAAU
Molecule: messenger RNA, 3365 nt
Organism: Ascoidea rubescens DSM 1968
Lineage: Eukaryota; Fungi; Ascomycota; Saccharomycetes; Ascoideales; Ascoideaceae
Gene: TRS85
Product: Trs85p
Exons: 1
Coding region: 171-2876 (901 amino acids)
Biological process (GO): protein localization to phagophore assembly site; endoplasmic reticulum to Golgi vesicle-mediated transport
Cellular component (GO): TRAPPIII protein complex; cytoplasmic vesicle; phagophore assembly site
Source: RefSeq, a predicted model, not a curated record